AUGAACAACUUUGGCGUCAUCGAGCUCGCCGGCGCGAAAACAACGUCCGCCCCGGGAUGGGCCUACGUGCCAGACACGGCCAUAGCUCCCGGAUCGGCUGGCAUCCAGCCUGUCAACAGGAAACGGGCGCGUAACCCGACCGGGGGAGGGCCAAGCCUGAGCGACUUGACGGCGAGACAGGAAAACAAGAUCCGGAAAGAGGUCGAGGCCCUGGGGAAGGACGGCUCAAGGGACAAUACAAUUCCUCUACCGGCGAAGAGCGGCCGCACGCAAACGAAAUUCACCCCCAACGUCCGCAAAGUGAUGCAGUCCCAAAAGACAUUUGCGAACCACCUCGACGACUACCUCGCCCUGCAGGCCCUCGAGGCCCAGCCGUCGUCCAACGCGAGCAAGCGGCCUGGGGUCGGCAAAAAGGACACCGCGGCCUCCACGCCCAGACAAUCUACGCAUGAUGACGACGUCGCCAUGACGGACGACCUGCCCCCCGUCUUGCCGCUGCCGUGCAAGGCGCCGCCUGCACCGCACCCCAGCGAUGGCGACCCGCUGCUCGCGUCUCGCGUGCCAGAGAUGCCGUCCGAUGCGGAGCUGCGCGGGUUAUUGGCGCACCCGCCGUUGUCGUAUCUCGAGGCGCUGGGGAACCUGGACGACAGAUAUCCGACGAGGGUGUUUUGUGAAGUUUGCGGGUACUGGGGGCGGGUGAGGUGUUUGAAGUGCGGGACGAGAGAGCCGCAGGGUGCAGGACAAGAUCGAUCGAGUCUCCUCAUACAACUGGACGACGAGAUAUUCGGGGAGAGGUCGAUUAUGGAGUCUCCCCGCUGGGAGCGAAGUGGUGGCUUUGGAUCAAUAGAUGUGUGGUACGCUGGGAAGGCUGGGUUGGGCGUUUUGCAUUGCUGGCGUUUGGGAUGGAUGGAAUGGCAUGAUACCCAGAUAGAGAGAGGACCGACUGUAUGGCUAGGUUCUUCGCUUCCACAUACCCUUUUCUUUUGCCACUUGCCAUCACAGGUCGCGUCUCGUUUGAGUCGGAUUGUGCCAUUCAUGGAGACCCUUGUAUUAUUUGAUUCUCUGGCAUUGGGCCAACCACCAUGGGCCGAAUGA
This is a messenger RNA of Metarhizium robertsii ARSEF 23, 1095 nucleotides long. Its product is annotated as HIT zinc finger. Bases 1 to 1095 code for a protein of 364 amino acids. Lineage: Eukaryota; Fungi; Ascomycota; Sordariomycetes; Hypocreales; Clavicipitaceae. Gene Ontology annotation, cellular component: Swr1 complex. Gene Ontology annotation, molecular function: nucleosome binding. The record is from RefSeq and is a predicted model, not a curated record. Gene Ontology annotation, biological process: chromatin remodeling. The transcript is spliced from 3 exons.